Molecule: messenger RNA, 1153 nt
Organism: Gossypium arboreum
Lineage: Eukaryota; Viridiplantae; Streptophyta; Magnoliopsida; Malvales; Malvaceae
Exons: 5
Coding region: 134-1039 (301 amino acids)
Source: RefSeq, a predicted model, not a curated record
AUUAAUGAAAAGAGAAUUUGGCAGAUGGCAGAAUUACAACUUACCUUCAUAACUGAGCAAAGAUUUAAAGAGAAAAAGAAAGGUAAACUUGUGGCGAAGGUGGACUCACCAGUCACCGUUUCUCUCUAAUCUUAUGGCCACUCCUCUGUUCCUCAGAAACUCUCUAUUCCCUCCUCUCCACCAUUCCUUUCUUUCCUUCCCCAAAUCUUCUUUCCCUUCGUUUCCCUCCUCCAUUAAAUCAAGGCCUCUAACUUCUACCAUGAUGAGAGGAAGUGAAAUAACAGAGGAAGUUUCCGAAACCAAAGAGGCAGUAAAUGUGGAUACAAAGAAGAAAACUAUAUUUGUAGCUGGAGCAACGGGUAGUACUGGGAAAAGGGUCGUUGAACAGCUACUUUCUAAGGGAUUUUCAGUCAAGGCUGGGGUUCGUGAUUUGGGGAAAGCUAAAACUUUGCUUUCUAACGACAACCCAUCUCUUCAAAUUGUGCAAGCAGAUGUGACUGAGGGAUCAGCAAAGCUAGCAGAAGCCAUUGGUGAAGAUUCAGAUGCUGUAAUAUGUGCCACUGGAUUUCGACCAGGAUGGGACUUAUUUGCUCCUUGGAAGGUUGAUAACUUUGGCACGGUAAACCUCGUCGAAGCAUGCCGAAAACUUGGUGUGAACCGAUUCAUUCUUAUCAGCUCAAUUUUGGUCAAUGGAGCUGCAAUGGGGCAGGUUUUUAAUCCCGCUUAUAUUUUUCUCAAUGUUUUCGGACUCACCUUGAUAGCAAAACUCCAGGCUGAGCAAUAUAUCAGGAAAUCUGGGAUUAACUACACAAUCAUAAGGCCUGGCGGGUUGAGAAAUGAUCCGCCAACCGGAAAUGUUGUGAUGGAACCUGAGGACACACUUAUUGAAGGAAGCAUAUCCAGGGACCAAGUUGCAGAGGUUGCAGUGGAGUCAUUGGUUCAUCCUGAAUCAUGUUUCAAAGUAGUGGAGAUUGUUUCUCGUACUGAUGCUCCCAAACGUUCUUACAAGGAUCUUUUUGGUUCCAUAAAACUAACAUAACAUUGUUGUUUCCUUCAAUUUUGGGAGAACAUAUUUUUUACCAAACCAGACAAUAUCCUGUAACUUCUCACAAUUGGUAUUGAAGUAAUCACGAGUUAAAUUGUAAGAACCAAA